Puntigrus tetrazona (Sumatra barb) is the source of this 1432-nucleotide messenger RNA. RefSeq lists its product as uncharacterized. The transcript has 10 exons. Lineage: Eukaryota; Metazoa; Chordata; Actinopteri; Cypriniformes; Cyprinidae. Gene Ontology annotation, molecular function: arsenite methyltransferase activity. The coding region runs from base 39 to 1259 and encodes 406 amino acids. Gene Ontology annotation, biological process: toxin metabolic process; arsonoacetate metabolic process. The record is from RefSeq and is a predicted model, not a curated record. Gene Ontology annotation, cellular component: cytosol.
UUGGAUAUAGAAGUAUUACCGCGAGCAGUGCACAACUAAUGCGUUACAUUUCCAGGGCAUUCGCUUUCCCAGCAGCACAAACUGGAAGGCAAAACUACAGCUACAUUCCGUUCGCUUUUAUGAACCACGCUGCUACAUUUCUACGCAUUUUAGCUGUCCGGCGUACAGUUCAAAUCUUUAACAUGUGUUCUGCUGUUCAUGAAAACGUGAAGAACUACUAUGGCUCUCGGCUGGAGACUUCAGAUGACUUACAGACCAAUGCUGCGUGUGUCAUGCCCUCCAGACCUCUGCCCAAAAGCGCAUGCGAGGCCCUAAAACAAGUCCACCCAGAUGUUUGCAAGAGGUAUUUUGGCUGUGGGCUGGUGAUUCCAGAAAAACUGGAAGGAUGCACGGUUCUUGAUCUGGGCAGUGGAUCGGGCAGAGACUGCUUCGUCCUCAGCAAACUGGUGGGGGAGAGAGGUCAAGUCAUCGGACUGGAUAUGACGGAUGAGAUGAUAGUUGCUUCACAAAAAUAUGCCCAGUACCAUCAGGAGAAGUUUGAAUACUCAAAACCAAACACUGUGUUUGUGAAAGGAUACAUGGAGAAGCUCAGCGAUGCAGGGAUACAGAACAGCUCUUUGGACGUAGUUGUGUCAAACUGUGUGAUAUGUCUGUGCCCAGAUAAGAGGACCGUGAUAAGUGAAGCUUACAGAGUUCUGAAGGAAGGUGGAGAGUUGUACUAUAGUGACAUGUAUGCAAGCGAAGUAGUUCCAGACUCUUUCAAGGAAGAUCCAGUUCUGUGGGGUGAAGGAAUGGCCGGCGCCCUCUACUGGCAGGAUCUCAUCUCUUUAAUAAAGGACACAGGCUUCAGCACUCCUCACCUGGUUGCAGGCAGUCACAUAGUGGUUCACAACCCAGAACUUCAAAGAAAGACUGGUGAUGUUAAAUACGCAUCUGGAACUUACCGGAUCUUUAAACUCCCUCAAAACUCCAUCGAGACCAGAGCGCUGGUGACCUAUAAAGGCACUGUGCCUGACUGUGCUGAACGUUUUGAGUUUGAUGCCUCUCAUUCCUUUAAGACAAAUGUCCCAGUGGAGGUGGGUGCAGAAAUGGCUGCCGUUCUCCAGAACAGCCGUUUCUCUACGGAUUUUAGUAUUACAAUGUUAGACACUCCAGAUCCAAACCAGAGCAGUACUCCAAAGUAUUGCCACCUUAGCCCGUUCCUUCUUGCGGAUAAACUGGGCUCCUCAGUCAAACAGUGCUCCAAGACUGGACUCUAAGGUAAAUGUGGAGAGUCCGGUGGAUCAUGUGAUGACUGGAUCACUUGAGAUGAUGUGAUGGGAAGUGAGAGUAUAGGAUGUCUUUAGUUCUCAAGUGAUCAAGUUUUCUUUGAACUUGAGAAAGCUGUUUGUCGUGUUAAUUGUAGAAUAACUUUUUUAAAAUACCAGGGUCC